Messenger RNA from Micromonas commoda, 1821 nucleotides. RefSeq names its product nucleolar RNA binding protein (gene NOP5). NCBI's taxonomy places the organism in Eukaryota, Viridiplantae, Chlorophyta, Mamiellophyceae, Mamiellales, Mamiellaceae. Gene Ontology annotation, cellular component: small-subunit processome; box C/D methylation guide snoRNP complex. The transcript has 2 exons. The record is from RefSeq and is a predicted model, not a curated record. Bases 1 to 1416 code for a protein of 471 amino acids. Gene Ontology annotation, molecular function: snoRNA binding.
AUGCUCCUCCUGUUUGAGACCCCUGCUGGCUAUGCGCUCUUUAAAGUUAAAGACGAAGGGAUCCUCGAAAAUGUGGAGAAAGCUUUCAGCUCAUCUGAGAAGGCGCAAAAUAUCGUUUCCCUCGCGGCAUUCUCGAAAUUCGACAAUACGUCUGACGCUCUCGCAGCCACGGCAGCCAUGGUCGACUCAAAGAUUGGCAAGGACCUGAAAAAGUUUCUCAAAAAGCAUGCCAUCGGUGAGACGCUCGCCCUGGCAGAUGCCAAGCUUGGCGGUCUCAUCAAGGAUAAGUUAGGCAUUUCGUGCAUAUCUAACUCUGGCAUCAUGGAGCUGAUGCGCGGCGUACGUCGCCAAGUAAAUGAACUUAUUGGUGGCUUGACUGAUGCUGACGUUGCUCCGAUGGCACUGGGCCUCUCUCACUCUCUGUCCCGCUACAAGCUGAAAUUUUCCCCGGACAAGGUAGAUACGAUGGUUGUUCAAGCGAUUGGUCUGCUUGACGAGCUUGACAAAGAAUUGAACACGUACGCAAUGCGUGUUAGGGAGUGGUACGGGUGGCAUUUUCCUGAGCUCACCAAGAUAAUCCAAGACAACAUGUUGUAUGCCAAGGUCGUGGUACAAAUGGGGGAUCGUGCAACGGCUGCUCAGCAUGACUUAUCAUCUACAGGGCUUGACGAGGAUGUCGAACAAGAACUCAAAGAUGCUGCUAUAAUCUCAAUGGGCACGGAAAUCUCCCACGACGAUCUUUACAACAUCCAACAACUUGCUGAACAGGUCAUCUCUUUAUCUGAAUAUCGCAUCCAACUUUUUGAUUAUCUGAAAAGCCGCAUGCAUGCAAUCGCCCCUAAUCUUACUGUGCUCGUUGGUGAGCUAGUUGGCGCUCGGCUCAUCUCUCACGCCGGAUCCCUGAUCAACCUUGCGAAGCAUCCCGCGAGCACUGUACAGAUUUUAGGCGCGGAGAAAGCACUGUUCCGUGCACUGAAAACUAAGCACGAGACACCGAAAUAUGGUUUGAUAUAUCACGCAUCACUGAUUGGUCAAGCAGCGCCAAAGUUCAAGGGCAAAAUUUCACGCGUGCUCGCCGCUAAAUGUGCCCUUUCUAUACGCGUGGACGCACUUGGUGAAUCGAGUGAGGCAUCAAUCGGUAUUGACAGCCGCGAGAAAGUUGAGGCAAGGUUAAGACAACUCGAAGGGAAGACACUCGGUGAUGCAAGCGGGGUCGCUUCUCUCAAAGAAACAACGAAAAAGUCUGGAAACAUUUGCGCCGAGAAGCACACCGCCGCAAUACUAUCGUCUCCAAAGACAUACAACCCUGAUGCGGAUGCAAAGCAGAAGAGUGAGAAGAAGAAAAGGCGGGAAAAAGCAGACCCAGUGGAAAAAACUGUCAAAAAACAACGGAAAGAAAAGAAGGAGAAGCGCUGAAUAUCGAAUGUGCGUUUCUGCUGAUCUGCACAACUAAACUGCUGCCCCGUUUUUGAAGUUAAUCUUCGAUGUAGCAUGUCGUGAUCUUUUGCGGACAUCUGGUUGUGUUUUAUACAUGCAAACGAUGUUUCAACGUGUGAUAUCAAGAUUCAUCUUUGCCUCGUUGGCCUCCUUCAUGACAUCGACGCGAUAAAAUCCAGCUAAACAGGCGACUAUUUCUUGAUCCACAACAGAAAACGAGGCGGAUCCAUCAUUCGAUAGUGAUGGAUGGGUUUCGACCAAAAAAAAUGUUGAAGCAUUGAAAGCACCACCAGGACGAGAGCGCGCGAUUUUCAGUGAAAAUCUCUGUGAAGAACUAGAAAUAAUAGAUUUAUGUUUGCCCUCGGGCCGCCACGUGAUCUUAUG